GUCCUCCCACUCUAACUGCGCACACAGCGGAUCACCAAUCACAGUAAAGAGCCAAUGACAUCGGCUCUGUCAUGUGAUCAGCUGUGUCCAAUCACAGCUGAUCGCAUUGUAGCCCCAUCAAUGCCACCUGUCAGUGCCCAUCAAUGCCACCUGUCAGUACCCAUCAAUGUCAAUACCAGUGCCCAUCAGUGCACAUCAAUGCCACAUAUCAGUGAUUACCAGUGCACAUCAAUGCCAACUGUCAGUGCCAGUCAGUGUUGCCUAUCAGUGCUGCCAAUCAGUGCCACCUAUCAGUGCCAGUCAGUGCCACCUAUCAGUGCUCGUCAGUGCUACCUAACAGUUCCAAUCAGUGCCGCCUAACAGUCCCAAUCAGUUAUGCCUAUCAGUGCCAGUCAGUGCCGCCUAUCAGUGCCCAUCAGUGAUGCCUGUCAAUGCCCACAAGUGAUG
This is a messenger RNA of Staurois parvus, 447 nucleotides long. The record is from the annotation of a GenBank genome assembly. NCBI's taxonomy places the organism in Eukaryota, Metazoa, Chordata, Amphibia, Anura, Ranidae.